AUGUGCUCACCCAGGGACGCCUACCCAGCGACGUUCUCGGAGGAUAUCGGCAAGACUGGUCGUCUUUUUGGCGUAUUCAGACUGAGCAGCGGCAACUACGCAGACUAUAAUGAGAGCGAUGUUCAGCUACAAAUGGAUGGCGUGGUAUCCAAAGCUCGCUCCUUGCGUCUACGAUCGAAAUGCCUUCUCGUCGUGUAUCUGGAUGACGACGAGCAUUUCCUCGAAGUGUUUGCCGAAGGAUCCCUUCGAGGGCGACUGUUGGUUUGGGCCUCCAGACUGCUAGUUAUAACUCGACUCUCCUUCCUGAGGCUGAGGUCCCUGUUGGCUAAUUACUGGACGUUCUCCAUGAUGAAUGCCGUCAUGAUGAAUCUAGAGGGAAAUUCGACGUCUGUCCUUAUCCAUUUCAGGGGCAGUUUCUACACCAACCUUCCGUACAGCUCGAGUGGCAGCCAAAUCGUUCAAGUGGCCACUUGGUCACAGGAGAAUGGACUGAGUUUCAGGAGGAAAAAUAACCUUUUCGCCGAGAAGUUUUCCAACUUUUUCGGAGCAACGGUGAACGUAACGGCCCUUCCGUACGCCCCCCACUGGCUCGAGACUUUAGUAGAAGGUCCAGACGGUUCAACGACCAAGAUCUACGGAGGGACAGAUUACCAGCUUCUGUCAACUAUCGCGAAGGCUCUCAAUUUCACCAUUAGUGUUCUACAUACAUCCAGUUGGGACGAGGUGGCGACCCGCGUCGAAGAGAGGGUCUCCUUCAUGGCCACGGUGUUCCACAACGUGCUACCACAGAGGCUCGAACGAUACGACUACUCGUACACGUACGAAUACGGUUCCCUGGACUUCUGCGUUGCCAAACCUGGCCUGAAACCUCAGUGGCAGGCUCUUUAUUACCCUUUCACGGACGAAGUCUGGUUGGCGAUUUUAGCUGCUCUCGUGCUAGUGCCUGUUGUUCUUCGUCUGAUAAAUACACCAACUUUCCCAGGCGAGUCAGGCAUGGCGCUUUCGGUCCACUCUGCCCUGGAAAACGUCUUCGGAUCUCUCCUCGGUCAGCCACUCCUGAAGGACCUGCCUGAAGGGAGUUCCUUCCGUGCUGUCCUCGGAGCCUGGCUGGUAUUCGCCUUCAUUUUGGGCUCAGCCUACAGGGGUAACUUGACAGCCUUCCUUACAAUUCCCAAGUAUCCCCCUCGAGUGGAAACUGUGGAGCAACUGGUGGAAACUUUCGACAGAAUAACAAUGCCACCUUUUGGGAACGAAUUCAUCCAGUUCUUCAAACAAUCCGAUAACAAACUGUACAAGACCAUGGCCGAACAUAUGUCCAUUGUUCCCUCUGUCAUGGAUGGUCUCAGGGAAGCUAUCAAAGAAAAAGAAGCCCACGUCGCGGGAAGAAGGUUCAUGGAGCAGACUAUAGCCAAGCACUUCAGCAAUCCAGAUGGUUCCACCAAGCUCUACAUAGGACGGGAAAGUAUCCUGCCAGGGAUCUCUGCCUGGCCCUUACCUCAUGACGCCCCGUACAGACCACAGAUCGAUCGGGUCAUGAUGUCCGUUAUUGAGGCAGGCCUCUACGAGCACUGGAGCAGAACCAUCCUGAGACUGGCGCAGGGCGAGAGCAGGAAACGAGCCCGCGAGUACAGAGAGCAACAACAGAAGGAGAAGAGGAAGAACUCCGUCUCGGACAGCGAGAACGAAAUGGACGACCCCAGUGAAGACGACAAGCAGGCCUCUAGGCCUAGCCAGGCGCUGACGGUGGUCCACAUGCAAGGUCCUCUAAUGCUACUGCUCUUGGGACUCGUGGCCGGAGGAAUUUGCUUUUGCUUGGAGGUCAUUACUCGUUAUUUCGUUUCCAUGGGCUACCUUUCCUUCAAAGACUGAUUUUUCAUGCGUGUGGUUCAC
Macrobrachium nipponense is the source of this 1890-nucleotide messenger RNA. Its product is annotated as ionotropic receptor 93a-like. The record is from RefSeq and is a predicted model, not a curated record. The transcript has 10 exons. Gene Ontology annotation, molecular function: ligand-gated monoatomic ion channel activity. The coding region runs from base 1 to 1869 and encodes 622 amino acids. Gene Ontology annotation, cellular component: membrane. Lineage: Eukaryota; Metazoa; Arthropoda; Malacostraca; Decapoda; Palaemonidae.